This is a messenger RNA of Adineta ricciae, 1173 nucleotides long. Lineage: Eukaryota; Metazoa; Rotifera; Eurotatoria; Adinetida; Adinetidae. The record is from the annotation of a GenBank genome assembly.
AUGUCCAUCCUCACACCCUCACUCACUCUAGUUUUGUUUUUCAAUCAGUCGCAACCGAUGAUUCCAGUUUGUAAUUCUAUCGUCUUAGACAUCGUCAUGGCUAAUAAAGUGGCACCAGUCCCAGAUUCCAAAUUGCCAUCAUCCACAACUUCGAAAACAUCCUCACCAUUUUUAGACAUAAUGAGAACUUAUGUUCAGUCCAAAAUGUGCUAUCAUCCAAGUGCAUUAACGAAUGCAAAUGUGACUAAUAUAAACAACAAAGCUGUUGCCUAUCAAAUUGAUCUAUGGACGCUAGUCGAUCGUCGUUCGGCAAAGCAACGCGAACGACCGUAUAAUGCUGAAGACACGCCUAGGGAACCGCUUAAAAAUCUAUGGAGUUAUGAUUUUGGCCAUCCUACAACAGUGCUAAAGAAGAAGCUGAAAUUCAAAUAUGAUCUGAUGCAAACAAGUUGGAAAACCAUUUGUCCCAGAUGUGAUGGCCAUGGCAGAUAUGCUUGUUGGUCAUGUGAUGGCCGAGGCCUCAAGCAUUGUACUAAUUGCCCCACGAGUUAUAACACUACGUAUUACACAGCCACCUGUUCGUCCUGUCAUGGCAGUCGUCUUAAGAAAUGUUCAAAUUGUGGGGGUAGCGGGAGAAUCGACUGUAGUCGCUGUAGCAAACGUGGUAUUCUCUUACAUUGGUAUGAAUUAAAAAUUGUAUGGUACACCAUUCAUUCAGUAUCCUAUCAAUCAAAUACCCCAUUACCGCCAAAAAAGAUUAGAAAAGCUCCAGGAAAAGAAAACUCUUUCACCGUUGACGUAAUCUGGUCGCAGACUACUUCGUUUGAUCAAUAUUUUGAGAGCAAAUUGGCGACGCCACUCAACUCUUUAGUGAAAAUUGAUGCGCUAACACGGGAUUUUAACAAGAAACAUUUGAAAAAAAUGAAAAAGGAUAGACGAAUGAUUGGACUGAAAUGUGAAAUACAAAGACUAGGUGUGAUUGAAGUUGAAUAUGAAAUUGAAGGAUUCACGAAUAAGAGAGAUGUCAAUAUGGGUAAUAAAUUUCAUUUUUAUCAUUAUGGAGUUGGAAAAAAAAAUGAACCACUCGUUUAUGAAAACGAUUAUCCAUUGAAUGCAUGCGGUUGCUUUGGUGUUGGAUGUGCACAUUAUUCGAAAUGCUGUACAGUAAUGUGA